Molecule: messenger RNA, 1083 nt
Organism: Penicillium hordei
Lineage: Eukaryota; Fungi; Ascomycota; Eurotiomycetes; Eurotiales; Aspergillaceae
Exons: 2
Coding region: 1-1083 (360 amino acids)
Cellular component (GO): cytoplasm
Molecular function (GO): cysteine synthase activity; cystathionine beta-synthase activity
Source: RefSeq, a predicted model, not a curated record
AUGCCAUACAAUCCCAUGGAAGAAACAAGCAAAGCCGGGCCGUUUCUCGGCCAACUUAAGAAUGGCUCUGUCGCAGACUGUAUUGGAGCUACGCCAUUAGUCCAUCUCAACCGCCUCCCUGCUGCGAUCGGUAUUAAAGCGCAGGUGUAUGCGAAGCUCGAAUACUUUAAUGCGAGCGGUUCAGUGAAGGACCGGAUCGCCAAACGCAUGGUUGAGAAAGCGGAAAGAGAUGGGACGAUCAAACCUGGAGAUACGUUGAUUGAGGCUUCGAGUGGCAACACUGGAAUCGCUAUUGCCUUGAUGGCCGCUAUCAAGGGCUACGAAUGCAUCAUCACACUCUCGGAGAAGAUGUCGCUUGAAAAGGAGCAGAUUUUGAAAGCUUUAGGAGCGAAGGUCGUUCGUACUCCAGCCGGUGUUCCCAUCGACUCCCCGGACUCCAUCAUCAGCGUGGCACAGCGUCUCCAGAAGGAGAUUCCGAACUCCUUUAUCCUCAAUCAAUACACAAACCCUGAAAAUCCGGCUGCACAUGAAUUUGGGACCGCGGAGGAGCUGUUACACCAAACGGAAGGACGGAUCGACGUGUUAAUCAGCGGAGCUGGCACCGGAGGAACCGUCACGGGCACAACAAGGGGUCUUAAGAAACACAGGAAGGAUAUCCUGUGCGUGGCAGUUGAUCCAUUUGGAUCAGUUCUUGCUCAACCAGACGAUCUUAACAAUCUCAGGGCGGAAUACAAGGUUGAAGGCAUCGGGUACGACUUUGUGCCGGAGGUCUUGAAUCAAGCUGAGCCCGACCUCUGGAUUAAAACCUCCGAUCGGGAUUCUUUCCAGUAUGCACGACGUCUUGUGCGAGAGGAAGGGCUCCUUUGUGGAGGGUCUUCCGGUGCGACUAUUGCCGCACUAGUUCAGCUGGUCGAAGCUCGUCCUGAACUUAACGCGGAAGACAAGCUCAUUGUCGUUAUACUGCCGGAUAGUCUUCGUAACUAUCUGACAAAGUUUGCUGAUGACAACUGGAUGGCAGAGCAUGGAUACAAUGUUUUUGAUAGCGGCUGCACUUUGGGACCUAAUUCUAAGAGCACACAGUGA